Messenger RNA from Enterobius vermicularis (human pinworm), 3756 nucleotides. Lineage: Eukaryota; Metazoa; Nematoda; Chromadorea; Rhabditida; Oxyuridae. The record is from the annotation of a GenBank genome assembly.
AUGUUUGAAGUUUAUUCAGUUUACAUUGCUGACAAAAGGAUAUAUUUGAGUAGAACGAGUUACCUGUUGUUGAGACGGACUUUAAAAGGUAUCUGGAUAUUGGAGGUAGUGGGUAAUGGACAUCAGGCCAUUAGUCAGUUUGAGGAAAAGGCAGCCGAAUGGAAGCUGGAUGAACCAAAUUGGACUGGGCGAAUGAGGUUGGUUGCUGUAGGCAAACGACUAGAGCUUCGUUUAGAAGAUAAAACCACUGGGCAGUUGUUUGCAAACUGUCCUAUUGAUGAGUAUCCCGGAAUUUGUAUAGAACCGGUUAUUGAUUCCUCUCGUUACUUUGUCAUCCGAUUGAGGAAUGAUAAUGGUCAAACCGCUUUCAUUGGGAUGGGAUUCAGCGAUCGAGGAGAUUCAUUUGAUCUGAAUGUUGCGUUACAGGAUCAUUUCAAGUACGUAGAAAAAGCGAAUAGGUCAGAGAAGGAAGAAGAAGUUAUGAAUGAAGCUCCCAGAUUAGAUCUAGGCUUCAAAGAAGGACAAACGAUUACGAUAAAUAUUGGUAAAAAAAAGGCUGGAUCAUCAACACCGAGGCCCAAGCCAGCGUCACGGUUACCUAAUGAUGGGAACAUUCGUCUUCCUCCUCCACCACCAUCGAGUAGUUCAGUAAUUACUUCGAGGUCUCGUCCUCAGCCUACUUCUUCGAUUACGACGACUGGCUCUACGCCGUCAACUAAUUUAUUGCUUCCGAUGGUUGUUGCAUCUGUGACUGCAGUCGCUCGUUUGAAGAAGGAUUAUACAAAAUUGCUAAGGGACCCAGUGCCUUACAUUGAGGCAAGUCCCCUUCACUCAAACAUCCUUGAAUGGCAUUACGUAAUCAGAGGUGCACCAUCAACACCCUAUGAAGGGGGAUUUUACCACGGAAAAUUAAUUUUUCCUUCUGACUUUCCAUUUAAGCCACCAGCAAUUUACAUGAUAACUCCGUCUGGUCGUUUUCAAACAAACACACGUCUAUGUUUAUCUAUUUCGGACUUUCAUCCAGACACAUGGAAUCCUGCUUGGACUGUUUCGACAAUCUUAACUGGAUUACUUUCUUUUAUGAAUGAAAGUGCGCCCACUUUGGGAAGUGUUACAUCAACCGAGACUGAAAAAAAAAAUUUCGCUAAGAAGUCUGGAGAAUUCAACCUCAGGGAUCGAGUGUUCUGUGAUCUUUUCGAGAAUAUUGCAAAUGAGAUCCGAACGAAGAUGGCAAUGGAGCAGAUGGAAUCUCUAGACGAAGUUGCGUCGAGGAAUGAGGAAAGCAGUAGGUGCGUUAGUAAAAUUAAAUUUUAUAUAAUUUUCCGCUAUAUUCAUAAUUUUUUUGAUUUCAAGCAGAGUAACGGAGAUGGGGAUUAUUCGGCCUUAACCUAUAAUUUAUUUUUUAUUGCUGGAUUUGUGUUGAUAGCUAUAGUUGUCCGGAAUGGCGUGAUCACAUAUCUUUUAUGUGCGUGCACAGUGACAGUUGUUUGUACUGUCUUCUUCGUAUUGUCAUGUAAUUGUGACGCGGGAUGUAACCGUCUCAGCAGUGGGGCGCUACAUGCAAUUAAAGAUACUUCAGCGGACAGAAUGCAGUUGCCCUCUACGUAUCUAGUAGUUUUAAUUAUGAGCCAUGCAAAGGAUAGCGUUGUGAGAACUAUUAUUAGAGAUACUUGGUUAAAGCUUUCCUUGAAAGGUCCGUAUAGUGUGCGACAUGCGUUUUCUAUAGGUACUUCAAACCUCUCCCUUUCUGCGCUACAACACUUAGAGGAAGAGCAGCAGUUGUACGGGGACUUAUUACUGCUAGAUAGACUAGUUGACAGUUACGCAAAUCUGACACGUAAAACGCUGUGGUCUAUUGAUGCCAUAUGCAAGACAUAUAAUUUUGAUUUUUUGCUUAAAGUCGACUCGGAUUCAUUUGUGGUCCUUGGGGAGUUUUUGCGAAAUUUACGAACUAUAGAACAUCCUCGUUUGUACUGGGGCUUUCUGGAUGGCAGAGCAAGGCCCCGCAGGAAGGGUCAGUGGGCGGAAAAAGAUUGGGUGCUUUGUGACAGGUAUUUGCCGUACCAAUUAGGCGGUGGCUAUGUGAUUUCCUAUUCUUUGGCAGAUUUCAUUUCAAGAAAUAAGCACUUGUUGAAACUGUACAGAAACGAGGAUGUUUCUGUUGGUGCGUGGCUCAGUGGUUUGAACGUGAAGUAUGUCCAUGAUCCUCGUUUUGAUACCGAGUUUAGGUCGCGCGGCUGUAAUAACGAAUAUCUUAUUACACAUAAACAGCCACCAGAGGCUAUGGAGGUAUUAAACAACUACGGUAUGACGACUAGUUCGUACCCAAACGAAAAUUUUUUGGUGAUCUCAAAUGGGACGACACAGGGUGAGGUUGUAUUGUUCCAAUUUAUUGGGCCUGCUUCAGUGUUGUUACGGAAUAUAGCAGUCCCAUGGAUUUUCCUGGGGAAUCGUUUUGCAACCAACAAUGGAUUUUGGUUCAAAUUUGCUUUGGAUUAUUUUUUUGUGGUUCUUCCAAUAGCUUUGACCCUAACGCUAUUAUCGUCAUUCAUUGCUCUAGUUCUGACCUUGGAGAUUAUUGCAGUUAUAUCGCUUGUAAUUUUUUUGCUUUGCGAAUAUAUGCUGAUAGCUCGUGAGAAGCCACCAUUCAGAGCUGUAGUCAACGAAGUAAUAGAUGAAAAUCAUUCGCCUACGAUAUUCAUCACGUAUGUGAGAUCUGUAGUUUUGAUCACGACUUGUAUUGCAAUAUUAGCUGUCGAUUUUCCUGCGUUUCCCCGUCGCUUUGCAAAAACAGCAAAUUAUGGUAGAAGCAUAAUGGACGUUGGAGUUGCAUCUUUUAUUUUUUGUCAAGCUUUAGUGGACGCUUGCAAAGCACACUCAGCUCUUGUGAUUAAUGCACAUUCAAAGAUGAGAUCUGUUAAGUUCCAUUUCUUUCGCUCAUCAACUUUUAUAUUGUGCUCAAUAGGAGUUUCACGUAUGUUGCUCCUGUAUCUUAUUGAUUAUCCGCACGAAAUAUCCGAAUAUGGUGUACACUGGAAUUUUUUCUUUACCUUGGCUUCCGUGCAGAUGGUAAGGAGGAUACUGGGAAAGCGAUUUUACCUUUUGUAUGGAAUAAUGAUUGGUGUUGGUUAUCAGUUUCUACUGUCUGAAUAUAAGCUUGAGGAUUGGCUAAUAUCCGAGACAACUCCGAGAGAUAAUUUUUUGUCAGCCAACCGUGAGGGACUUUUUUCAGUAUUUGGUUACUGCUCAUUAUAUUAUCUUUCGUCAACAAUAGCACAAUAUGUGUUCAAAGCAGGUAUUAGACUGAAAUCAUGGUUUUAUCGUACCGUUCAGUUGCUCAUUCUUGUUGCACUUCUUUAUCUUCUUCAACUGUACCUUGAAUCAUUAUAUGGUUUACCGUCUCGCAGAAUAGUAAAUCUCCCAUAUAUUAUUGAAAUGCUUAUUUUCCACACGUUAUUUUUGAGCGGCUUCCUACUUGUUCAAUUGGCUUCACUGUUUGGCUGGGCGGCGCAGAUGCCUCAGUUUUCUGCAGACGAAAGUCCGUUUGAAAGUUCAAAACCAUGUCUGAUGGAAUCUGUCAACGGUAAUGCGUUAUUUUUCUUUCUACUCGCAAAUAUUUUUACGGGUUUGGUGAAUUUGGUUUUGCCUACAUCAGAAAUUUCUAAUGACAUCCAGUCGACUACUAUUAUUCUUCUGUAUAUUUUUGUCACAACAGCCAUAAUUCAUGGAUAUUCAAGGUGGCGCAUGCGUAAGUGA